AUUCAGAUAAACGGAAUAGGGAUAAGAUAACUCACUCCCCAACAAGGGAACAACUACCAGUCAUCCUCCUUCCUGUUUCGUAUUUCUCCCUUCGUAUCAACGGUAGAUAAUACGAAUCCAGAACUAACCGAGAAGCUACGCAACCCAAAGAGGACAAUAAACUGAAAGGAAACGACGAGGAGAGGAAACCCGUGAACCCACCCUCACUCAACAAGCUAAAAUCACCAGUUGUCCGUGAUAUUCUCUAAUCGACACAAAUUCCUUGCAAACCCAAAUUUCAAAUCGCACAAAACCCUUAAAAAAUUUCCGUCAAAUUCAGCGGCUCCUUUUUGAUAUCUGGGAUUUGAUUGUCUUUUGAGGAUAAUCAGUUAGAGAUGAAAGGUUUUAACAGCGUCAACCCCCAAAUUUCGCUGGGUCUUACCCGAUUCUCUGCAAAAGGCCCCAAAUUUCGCGGGGUUUUCAAUGGACUAUCCGCGUUGGUGUUGUUUUUCUUAUUCUACAACCGGGUAGAUGUAUUGAGGAAUCCUCUCUCGAAGCAAUCCGCCUUGCUUAUUCAUCAAAAUUCAGCUCAAAGAGCUAAUUAUGCCGAUGGGUUUCCUGUUAAGGUAUUGCUCCGACAAAUGAUGGAAGUUGGCGUUAAUUCAUCAAGUUUCACAAAUGGGGCCGAUCAAAACAAUUUGACUGCAGUUAAUCCUUCAUUUUGUACUGGUUUGUUUGAUCAUGUGGAUUAUGCUAGCCAAUGUGAGUACUUACAAGCCCAUCCUGAGUGUUCUGCGGGCGGGUUCUUUGAUUACCUCAAGUUUAUAUACUGUGAUUGCAGAGAAUUUAGUGUUUUGGGUUUUGUUUUGCUGGGUAUUUGGCUUGCUGCAUUGUUUUAUCUGUUGGGUAAUACUGCAGCUGAUUACUUUUGUUGUUCAUUGGAGAAACUUUCCACUCUUUUGAAGUUGCCGCCAACAGUUGCUGGGGUUGCACUUCUGCCACUCGGGAAUGGAGCACCAGAUGUGUUUGCAAGUAUUGCUGCAUUUGUGGGGACGGACACCGGUGAUGUGGGUCUUAAUAGUGUAUUGGGUGGUGCAGUUUUUGUUACUUGUAUUGUUGUUGGAACAGUUUCUUUGUGUGUUGCUGAUAAGGGAGUUCAAAUUGACAGGAAAUGCUUCAUCAGGGAUGUCAGUUUCUUCAUGUUCACACUCUUCUUGUUGUUGAUGAUUUUGGUAGUUGGUAAGGUAAGUGUUGGAGCAGCAAUUGGUUUUAUCUUGAUUUAUGUGGUUUACGCAUUUAUUGUUGCCGCAAAUGAGAUUUUGAGGAAACAAGCUCAUAGGUUUAAGUUGGAUACUGUUACACCAUUGCUUCCUGUCAGAGGAAGUGUAUUUUCGCAACAAGGAAGUGAAGAAGAUGUUUCCAUAUACAGCUCCCUGCUAGGUCUUGAGACUGAAAGUGAUCCACCCCAACUGCACACUUCCUUGCCACAAUGGAUGUGGGCUUCAAAUGUGGCAAUAUACUCAAACCAUGCAAUGAAGGUCAGUUCGCUAGACAAUGAAAGGCCCCCAUGGGGCUGGACUGACGGGGAAGUGGAAACCAACCAAACAUUGUUCUCGUGUUCUAGAGCGAUUUUUCUGAUUGAGAUGCCACUGACAGUGCCUAGACGGUUGACAAUCCCAUUAGUUGAGGUGGAAACAUGGUCAAAGCUAUAUGCUGUGGCCAGUGCUUCAUUGGCUCCCAUUCUCCUUGCUUUCCUGUGGAAUAGCCAAGACAAUGUGGCCUCUCAAAGCAGAACGGUUGUGUAUUUUGUUGGUAUUGCAGUCGGAUGCACCCUUGGUGUGCUUGCUCAUCAGCAUACUGUAGCUGAACACCCACCUCAGAGGUUCUUGAUUGCGUGGGUUCUAGGGGGAUUCGUGAUGAGUAUUGUCUGGUUCUACAUGAUUGCAAAUGAACUUGUUGCUCUAUUAGUGGCAUUCAGUGUGAUAUUAGGGAUUAACCCAUCCAUCCUUGGGUUAACUGUAUUAGCAUGGGGUAACUCAAUGGGUGAUUUGGUGUCAAAUGUUGUGCUGGCAAUGAAUGGCGGGGAUGGUGUGCAGAUUGCCUUUUCCGGAUCUUAUGCAGGUCCCAUGUUCAACACACUUAUUGGUUUAGGUAUCUCACUGCUUAUUGGAGCCUGGUCAGAGAGACCAGCUUCAUACGCAGUUCCACAGGACAGCAGCUUGUUUUACACAAUGGGGUUUCUAAUGACGGGGCUAAUCUGGGCUCUUGUCGUGUUACCCAAGAACGACAUGCGCCCUAGCAAGAUGUUAGGAAUAGGGCUUAUAAGUCUCUACGUGAUAUUUCUUUCUUUCAGGUUGAUGUGCGCGAUGGGAUAUAUAUCAGUAGCUGGAUUAAGUUGACCUUAAACGGAGAUGCAAGAGUAUCUGCAUUCGUUGGCUGACUGCAAUGCAGUGCUCAUAUACUGAUGAGUUUUUGACAUUGUUCCAUCUGAAGACAUUAUGUAUGUUCUGAACAGAAACCUAGUAGGCCAUUUUUCUUGUAAACUCUCACUGUUCAUAUAAUUGAAUAAGCACAUUACUGUUGUAGUCCUUA
Tripterygium wilfordii is the source of this 2571-nucleotide messenger RNA. RefSeq names its product cation/calcium exchanger 4. Bases 375 to 2378 code for a protein of 667 amino acids. Gene Ontology annotation, molecular function: monoatomic cation transmembrane transporter activity. NCBI's taxonomy places the organism in Eukaryota, Viridiplantae, Streptophyta, Magnoliopsida, Celastrales, Celastraceae. The record is from RefSeq and is a predicted model, not a curated record. The transcript is spliced from 2 exons. Gene Ontology annotation, biological process: transmembrane transport; monoatomic cation transport. Gene Ontology annotation, cellular component: membrane.